GGCCCUAAAACCAAACGUGUCAAAGCGCAUCGCUGCCCCACAUCAGCAGCAAUGGCCAUGGGCAGAUGUGCGGUGCUGCUGCUGGCAGUUUGGGCCACCUCUCUGUGUUUUGCUGGCGUGCGGCCGGUGCUUCCUCCAGCAAGGUUGGCGCUGCGCUCCCUGGGCAUCACCACAGAGGUCCGGGGGAAGGAGGGCACAGAUAGCUUCCGGCGCUUCUUCCUGAAGGGCGACCAGGAGAUUUCCCCGUGGCAUGACCUGCCGCUGUCUGGCGAGGCCGAGGGGGUCUAUUGGAUGGUCACAGAGAUCCCCAAGAUGACCAAGCCGAAGAUGGAGAUCGCGACUAAGGAGUCGCUGAACCCGAUCGCGCAAGAUAUGAAGAACAACAAGCUGCGGGAAUACCACGGUCCUAUCUUCUGGAACUACGGCUACCUGCCGCAGACCUGGGAGGAUCCGGAGGUGGAGCACCCUGAGCUGAAGGUGAAGGGGGACAACGACCCUGUGGACGUGGUAGAGGUGGGCUCGAGAACACACGAGCAGGGUGAGCUCGUCCAGGUCAAGGUGCUGGGGGCACUGGCCAUGAUCGAUGACGGCGAGCUGGACUGGAAGAUUCUGGGCAUCGGCCUGGAUGACCCCCUGGCCAAGAAGCUGAAUUCGGUGGAAGACCUCGAGCAGCAGCUGCCCGGGGUGGUCUCUGGCGUCCGGGAGUGGUUCCGCUGGGAUCCCCCGGCGGGGAUCCCUAGGUACAAGACCCCCGACGGCAAGGGCCUGAACCGCUUUGGCUUCGAAGAGGCGGCCUUGGACGCCCCCCAGGCGGUCGAGGUCAUCCAGGAGACCCACAGCUUCUGGAAGAAGCUUCGGGAAAGCUCGGGCCGCGAGGGCCUUUGGGUGGGCGCCUGAAAUUCCAUUCGCGGAGCACGGGAGCACGGCCGACGCCGGUUUCACGGAGUUGGGUCUUGGUUUCGAUCUUGGUUUUGAUCUUGUUCUUUUUUGG
Messenger RNA from Effrenium voratum, 991 nucleotides. The record is from the annotation of a GenBank genome assembly. Lineage: Eukaryota; Dinophyceae; Suessiales; Symbiodiniaceae.